AUGGUGAAAACCCUGCAGGAUUUCUACUGCUGCGCCAGCGCCGGCCACGACAACUUGCCCUUCUCCUCCAGUUCCUCACCUGCAGGACAGGGAGUCCAGAACCCUCAGAGUUCAGCGAACACAACUCCUGAGCCGCGCAGUUCGGCACCCCGCACUGGUGCCGGCCGAUUCCUCAGCCCUGCGUACCAGAGUUCUGUGCUCUCCGUUCGUCACAGCUGUGGCCGAGGCCGAGGGCAGGGCGGGAACGGAGCAGAGCGGGGCCCGCAGCGCUGCCGGGGCUUCUCCUACCACCGUGUCGGCCGCGGCAGCCGCUGCACCGCCCGACCCCGCAGCGCUGCGGAGGAGAGCACCGUCGACGGCACGAAGCCUGCGAUCCUGUGCGGGAAAUCCCCCUUCGUGGCAUCACAGAACGGCUCGAGGUGGGAGGGACCUUUAAAGGCCGCCCGCUCCCGCUCCCCUGUGAUGAAAUGGGGCACCUGCAGCUCCACCAGGUGCUUGGAGCCCAUCCGGCCUGACCUCGGGUGUCUGCAGGGAUGGGGCACCCACCACAUCUCUGAGCAACCAGAGAAAGGUGACAGUUUGCGAGAGCGGUGCUCAAAUUUUCAAGCUGCAAAAGGUUGAAACCUGACUCUGUGCUGAGGAAAUGGAGAUUUGCACCCAACGUGAUUCCAGCAGCCUGGGCUUUAAUAAAAGGCUUCUGCAGCAC
Messenger RNA from Meleagris gallopavo (turkey), 706 nucleotides. Lineage: Eukaryota; Metazoa; Chordata; Aves; Galliformes; Phasianidae. The record is from RefSeq and is a predicted model, not a curated record.